AUGGCUACUCAAACCUUCACCAUAGCCCUCCUCGCCAGCGCCGGACUGCCCAGAGCAUUUGCCUGGGGCGCCAUGGGCCACGAAGCAGUGGCCUACGUCGCAACCGAUUUCGUAGCAUCGGAGACGAAGACAUACUUCCAAGAUCUUCUAGGCGACAACUCGUCCGACUAUCUGGCCGCGGUUGCCUCGUGGGCCGACUCGUAUCGGUAUACCAAGGCCGGGAAGUUCUCGGCCCCCUACCAUUUCAUCGACGCAAAGGACGAUCCGCCGUCGAGCUGCGGCGUCAGCCUGUCGCAGGACUGCGGUGCCGAGGGUUGUGUCGUGAGCGCCAUCGCCAACUACACUAGCCAACUUCUGCAAACGAAGCUGAGCAGCUCGGAGAGACAGCUCGCUGCCAAGAUGGUCAUCCAUCUCGUUGGUGACAUCGGCCAGCCUCUCCACUGCGAGGCUCUCGAUCUCGGAGGCAACGACAUCGACGUUGAGUACAACGGCAAGACCACCAACCUCCACGGCAUCUGGGACUCGGAGAUACCCGAGUCCAUCGCCGGCGGCAAGUCCAUGUCUGCCGCCAAGAGCUGGGCAUCAAAUCUCACGACAGCGAUCAGGUCCGGCACCUACAAAUCCUCGGCCUCCGGCUGGGCACGCGGGCUGGGUGUGGCAGAUGCCCAGAACGUCACGCUCGGGUGGGCGCAGGAGAGCAAUGCCGCAGUAUGCUCGACAGUGCUGGCGAAGGGGCUCAGCUUCGUCGAGAGCAAUGAUCUGAGCGGGGCUUAUACCAAGACUGCCACGCCUGUUGUUAACAUCCAGAUUGCCAAACAGGGAUACCGCCUCGCCAAGUGGCUGGAUGCUAUCGUCGCUGCUGUUUGA
Molecule: messenger RNA, 867 nt
Organism: Phialemonium atrogriseum
Lineage: Eukaryota; Fungi; Ascomycota; Sordariomycetes; Cephalothecales; Cephalothecaceae
Product: S1/P1 nuclease
Exons: 6
Coding region: 1-867 (288 amino acids)
Biological process (GO): DNA catabolic process
Molecular function (GO): nucleic acid binding; endonuclease activity
Source: RefSeq, a predicted model, not a curated record